CGUCUACACCUACAAUCAAAUAACAGUUUCCUUUUUUACAUUUUUCAAAUGGAUCCAAGUGGUCAAGAUGAAGGGUAUCCAUUGGUAUUGGUUUCUUCUCGAUAUAUUGUAAACUACCUGGCGUUUUACCUGAAGGCUUUUUAUUAUACAUGCAACCAAAACAUGACCUUAUAUAAUUCUUUACGUAAUUUCGAAUGGAAACCAAUAACGUUUUGACAAGAUAUCUAAAGUUUUAUCAACGACAAAAUGACCUGCGUCGUUUUUUUCUUUGUUAGGUUUGUUAGCGGUUUUGCAAUAAGAGCAAAUCCCUUAACAUAUUUUCUAAAAUAGCUAGGCAAACCUAAAAAUUGUCUAACAGAAUGAACAUCAGUAGGCUCUGGAAAAUUUGUUACCGCUUUUAUUUUCUCUUCUCCAGGCUUAACCCCUUCUUGAGAAAUUUCGUGACCUAAAUAACUUAUUUUCGACAUUAAAAAUUUACACUUAUCAAAUCUCAAAGUCAUACCUGCGUCGUGCAUCAAUUUUAGAAUUUUGUCUUGUGCAAGCCCACCAGAUAUGUCCUGAGAAGGCAGCCGAACAUGAUCCAUGUAAUGCCCAGCGCCGACAGAAGUGGUAUUGGCUUAUGGCGUGGCAGUGGUGUGGCACCGACGUGGCAGCGGCCUGGCGUUUUGACGCCUACUAAAGUGGCACAGAAGCAGCACACAAAAUGCAAAUUUAGUCAUUACUACAAUGUCGUCUUCAGAGGACGAAGAUGUUCUUGCUUUAGUGCAUUUAAAUAAUAUUCAAAGAAGACGAUAUUGGGUACAUCCUUUAUGGAAAAAGAAAAACAAAAAAUAUGGCAGCUUUAAUGUAUUUAAAGAGCUAAAUCAGUAUCCAGAACGGUUUCAGUCUUUUUAUCGAAUGUCUAAAGACUGUUUUACUCGGCUACUAAACAUAAUAAAACCAAAAAUAACUAAAAAGAAUACAAACUGGAGAAAUUGUGUUAGUGCAGAAGAGCGAUUAUUAAUAACUCUUAGAUACUUUGCCACGGGCUCAUCUUUCAAGUCCUUACAAUUUUAUUUUUUAAGGGGACAUACAACAAUACGAAAAAUUGUUUAUCACACAGCUAAGAUGUUAUGGAAAACUCUACAGCCACAGUUUUUACCAAAACCGACUAGUGAAAAAUGGUUGGAUAUCGCUGAACGCUUUUAUAGUCUAUGGAAUUUACCUAAUUGUAUUGGGAGCAUUGACGGCAAGCACAUUAGGAUAAAAGCACCCCCAAAUUCAGGAUCUGCAUUCCACAACUAUAAAGGUUUUUUUUCUAUAGUGCUGUUAGCUGUUGUCGACGCAGAUGGCUUAAUUAUUUCUGUAGAUGUGGGUGAAUAUGGCCGCAACAGCGAUGGGCGUGCGUUAAAAGAAAAUAAAUUUGGAAAGUGUCUGGUUCGAGGAGAACUUAAUAUACCAGAUCCAACUCCUCUACCUGGUGAAGAUGUAAAUAUUGGUUUUCCCUACUACUUUGUAGGUGACGAAGCAUUUCCGCUCAGAAGCGAUCUUAUGAAACCCUUUGCCCGCAAUCAACUUACCAAUGAAAGAAGAAUGUAUAAUUACAGAAUUUCUCGGGGACGCAAAUCAGUGGAAUGCUGCUUUGGUAUGUUAAGUACUAAAUUUGGAAUAUUGCAAACGUCCAUCUGUAUGAAAACGAAAAGGAUUGAUAUAAUAAUCCUAGCAAUAUGUGCUUUACAUAAUUUUAUUCGUAUUUACGAUGGAAUUUUUUCCACACCUAAACAACCAAACAAUAUUCAGCACAUACCUGUUCAGGAUUUGCAAAUACAAAGAAACACUCCACAAAAUUUAAGAAAUCGGCUUUGUAACUACUUUUGUAACAUUUCUCCCAUUCCAAACCAAGGAUAUUACAAUUUUUAAUAACUAUUUUUUAUUAGGUAUUACAAUACCAUGUUACCUCUACUACAUUUUUUGAGUUGUAACUAUAACCUUACUUAUUAUAAUAAAUUAUUGGAUUAAAAAUUACCUGUUUCCUUAAUUGUUUUCGAGAUUUCAUUCCAGGCAGCAUCUUGUGCAGUUCUGUUGCAAUAAUCAGGUCGAUUAUAAUCAUAUAAACAUGGUUUUGAUUCAACUAAUUCGACAAAGCGAACAUUAAAUUCAAAAUCAUCCCGCAUUUUCAUGUCAAAACUAUGAAAACAUUCAAAACAACGAACGAGAUCGGACUGGCAUGCCGCUUUCCAUGCACCACUAGUGGUUACAAUAUGGCGUGCCAUUUCUGCACCGCUACCACGCCAUCUCAGUGUGCGUUGCUUAAUUCAUUUACAUUAUCUUUCUAUUGCCACUCGCCAGAACCACGCCGCUGCCAGACUUCCGCCACUUCUGUGGGCGCUGGGCCUAAGCCAUGGCCGUGGCAUACCUAAAUGACCCAAGAAUUUUAUUAAUUGCCCGUUGAAACACUGCUGCCGCAUUAACAAGUCCGAAGAGCAUAGUCAUAUAUUCAUAAUGACCGUCUGGUAUAACGAAAGCUGUUUUAUGAAUUGAAUUUUCCUCUAUGGAUAUUUGGUGAUAACCGUCUAAACUCGUAAAAUAAUUACAUCAUUUUAAAUUGUCCAAUAAAUCAUCGAUUCGUGGUAACGGAUAAUUGUCUUUGACUGUUUUUCUAUUCAAGGCCCUGUAAUCCACACACAUGCGAGUUUCGCCAUUCUUUUUGCGUACUAGUAGGAUAGAACUCGCAUAGGGAGAAAAAGAUUCACGUAUUAUUUUAUUCUCUAAUAAGCCAUUUACUAUUUUCCCAAGUGUAUCCCUUUCGCAAAAUGGCAAACGAUAUGGUUUAUAGGUGACAGCUAUGUCAUCAGUUAAAUUAAUAGACAUUUUUGUGAUAUUUGUUCCGCCCUACUUCAGUUAAAUUUGUAGCAAAACAGCCUCUAUAUUUAUUAAGUAGUUCUUAAGGUACGGUCUGUUUUCGGCGAGUAAUGGAGGCGAUUAAACGAUGCGUUUAAUCCCUUAAAGUCUGCCUAACCAAUCUGUAGCUAAGCGGUAUCGGUGCGGGGAACGUGGUUGUAGACUAGACCCGCCUCAUUUCAUUCAUGAAAUGGCCAGUGACGUGCGAAAUUUUAUAAACCGAUUACACAGAUUUGAAUGUAUUCAAUAUUAAAAAAUAUGGUUUGGUUUUAAUUUUAAAAUAGGUAUUUGUAGGUAAGAUAUUAAUUUGGAAAUUAAGGUCUUCUAAAAUAUUUUAUUUGUAAAUAUGUAAUAAAAAAUGACAGACAAGAUUAGGGAAGUUUGAGAUAAAAGUAAAGUAAAGAAAACACAAAAUUUGUAAUACACCUACUUAGUUUAUUCACUUAAAAUAAGAGUGCCGUACUCGAUGCCUGGAUAUCGCGAGGGAAAGAGCACGGCAGAUA
Molecule: messenger RNA, 3383 nt
Organism: Anthonomus grandis grandis
Lineage: Eukaryota; Metazoa; Arthropoda; Insecta; Coleoptera; Curculionidae
Product: putative nuclease HARBI1
Exons: 2
Coding region: 727-1899 (390 amino acids)
Source: RefSeq, a predicted model, not a curated record